Ixodes scapularis (black-legged tick) is the source of this 1324-nucleotide messenger RNA. RefSeq names its product alpha-tocopherol transfer protein-like. Gene Ontology annotation, cellular component: membrane. The record is from RefSeq and is a predicted model, not a curated record. NCBI's taxonomy places the organism in Eukaryota, Metazoa, Arthropoda, Arachnida, Ixodida, Ixodidae. Gene Ontology annotation, molecular function: phosphatidylinositol bisphosphate binding. The transcript is spliced from 6 exons. The coding region runs from base 107 to 1036 and encodes 309 amino acids.
UGCAACGUAUGUUUUGUCUUCCUUCCUGUCGCAAUAUUUACACGUUCCUCGUCUACGAGUGCUAAGGAAUGCGAGUGAAACCCCGUCAACUGGAUCGACGUCAAGCAUGUCAUCGACUGCAGAUGCUAAGCAGGGACCUUUUUCCUGCGGGACAAGACACGGGGACCUGCCCACCGAGCUUCGGCGGAUAGCAGAAGAAGAAUUGGGGGAAACAGACAGUGGAAGAGAGGAGGCCCUUGAGAAGCUCAUCCAACUAAUUCAAAAUGAACCGGACCUCGAUGCUAGAACGGACCCGGAGUUUCUGCUGCGAUUCCUCCGAGUGCGCAAGUACAACGUGGACGCGGCCUUGAACACGAUAAAGAACUACUACAAGGGCCGGGUUGCUUUAGGAUCGAGCUUCAAAGGUCUGACUCCGGCCAGUGUGAAUCCAGACGCAAAAGAGUUGUUCAUCGUGAUGCCUGAACGGGAUCGCCAUGGGCGUCUAAUCAUUCUGAUGAGACUUGGAGCCUGGAUGCCCGAAGUUGUGCCGUACUGUGAUUUCCAGCAAACUGGAAUGAUGUGCCUGGACCACGUAGCAUCCGAUCCGUCGUCCCAAACGGCGGGCGUCACGCUCAUAGCAGACUUCGAGGGCUUCACUGCAUCCAAGAUGCUUUCCUGCGGCGUUGGCUUGAUGAGGCGAGGCCUUGACUAUUUGCAGAAUUGCCUGCCAAUUCGUCUGAAAGCCCAGCACAUCGUGAGGGAAUCAUACGUCUUUGACCUGUUGUAUGCUCUUCUCCGACCUUUCAUCAAGAAAAAAAUGACGAGCAGGAUCCACUGCCACGGAUACAACUUCGAGACUCUGCAUGAGCAGAUAGAUCCCAGAGCGCUCCCUGAAGAGUUUGGAGGCCAAGGAAAGCCGCACGAUUUUGACGCCUUCUGGAAACGUCUCCACGACGAGGAGCAUAUCUUUGCAGAAAACAAUCGAUACGGCUAUCACACUCCAUCCAGUGACUUGGUACUCAAUGAUGAGUACGAGGAAGAAAACACGGAUCUAUAGUCGGUGGUUGUGGAGUUCUUUUAAUGUAUUUGACUUCCCAGGGACCGGAGCAUUGUAAAUAGUCGUUUAUUUUAUUUACAGAUAAUUACCCUCUCUAGAUCAGCGAUUAGACGUACCUUGACAUGCCAGCUGAAGAAUAGCAAACUACUUUUUUUAUAUUUUGAGUUGUGUGACGUAAUAAAAAGCACCUCAAAGACGACGACAAUUACAAUAGCAGGAAUGGCGCAUGGUAACUGCUAGAAAAAGUCGUCGGCACGUUCUUCCACGUGCACGUGUGCAAGAAAUAAC